UAGGCAUCAGUGGCAUGCCACCUCGACAAAUCACACCUAUUGCACCUGCAAAUAUUUCUAACAUUGUUAUGAAUAAAAUGCAGUCCAUCUCAGGAAUUAAAAAUCCAAAUAUACCCGAAACGCCUGCAUCCAUGUCAUUGACCGAGCUGGACGAUGGUGACAGGCAGCUUCUGUCGAAACGUAAAAUUCAACAAUUGGUAGACCAAAUUGAUCCAAAGGAGAGAUUGGAACCGGAGGUAGAGGAUAUACUACUAGAGAUAGCGGAUGAGUUUAUAUCAUCAGUGAGCUCAUUCGCAUGCCUUCUGGCCAAGCAUCGGAAGUCCGAAACUCUAGAGGUGAAGGACCUCCAACUUCACCUAG
Messenger RNA from Acaulospora colombiana, 360 nucleotides. The record is from the annotation of a GenBank genome assembly. NCBI's taxonomy places the organism in Eukaryota, Fungi, Glomeromycota, Glomeromycetes, Diversisporales, Acaulosporaceae.